Spinacia oleracea (spinach) is the source of this 1655-nucleotide messenger RNA. RefSeq lists its product as uncharacterized. The transcript has 2 exons. The record is from RefSeq and is a predicted model, not a curated record. Bases 447 to 1655 code for a protein of 402 amino acids. NCBI's taxonomy places the organism in Eukaryota, Viridiplantae, Streptophyta, Magnoliopsida, Caryophyllales, Amaranthaceae.
UUUAAAAAACGCACCAAAUACCCUCGCCUGUUUCGAUUCACAUAAUAUACCCCUAUUUAUCCGUACUGUUCAUGACAUGCACCUGUCAGCUAACGCCGUUAGUCUGCCGUUAGUGGUGUUUUACUUAUUUGCCCUUAAUUUUGGUUUAGCGCCAUUGACUUCCUUCACUUUCACAGAAAGACCAAAAAAAAAAAAACCGUUCACAUUUUUCUCUUUCUCUCUCCUCUCCCCUGUUCUUCUUCAAGCUCUAAUCCUACUCAAACCCUAGAAAUUCUGGGUAGAUCUUCAAUAUUUUUGUGAAUUUUGCUGCGCACCUUAAAGGCGAGUUCGUGGGUUGUGAUUUUGCUUCAAUCGCGACAAAAAAGGGAGAAACUUGAGGCGAUUUCCAGUUGAGUUAGUGUUGAAGAGGAAACGGGAAUUUUAAAGUUGGUUAGUCUACUUCCAGGAUGAGUGCUAUUUGGUUGUUACUACGUUAUGGGUCACAUAGUUUUGAUAUUAGAGUGGGAGACAUGGAAAAAUAUCGUUUGUUGAAGUUGUUUCUUGAUAUCUUUGAGGAAUCAGUUAAGCAAGAUGUUUUUUUGCCUAGUACCUUUAGCUUGUAUGUUGAGGGUCCUUGUGGUAAGGUUGAAUUGAAUGAUGAUAAGACUUUAAGGCUUCUGUGGGGAUGGAAUUGGGGUAAAGACACUGCUGAAAUUUGGGUUGAGGGAACAGAUAAACCAGGAUUGGUGUUUAGGAAUGCUGUUGCAACAAUUGAGAAUCAUAGAAAGGAAAAAGAGAGACAACUUAAGGAGAGACAAGAGGAACUGUUGAGGGCUCAAAGAGAGGAGGAAGAGGCAAUGAGGAAACAACAGGAAAGGGAGGACAUUUUGAGGGAAAUACAGGAACAAAUGGAGUACACUGUGGCUAUGGAGGUCCCUGUUGUUGAUUGUGAGGACAUGAAGGUUGAGUAUGUGAGAGUCAUUAGCAAAGAUGAUGCUGAUGAGGUGUUUCCAGGUUGCUCUCAACCACAACAAACACAAGAAUCCCCAAAGAAACAACCCACCCCACCCAAACACACAAAUCAUGUUGCUUCUAAGUCAAAAGGCAAGGAUAAGCCUGCUUCUAAGAAACUAACCCCCAAAAGGAGGGCAUCAGCUAAACAAUCCACCCCACAGAAACAACCCACCCCACCUAAACAACCCACCAAACAACCUACACCACCACCCCCACCACCCCCACCACAGAAAGAACCCACCCAACCAAAACAACAACAACACACACCACCACCAGAACAUCCCACCUCUCCACCACAACAACAACAACACACACCACCACCAGAACAUCCCACCUCUCCACCACAACAUCACACCCCUCCACCACCACCACAAAAUCCCACUCCACCACAGAACAACCAAACUGAUGAGCCUAACAAUCAAGCACCACCUGAUCAAGCUCAGCCAGUGAAAAAGAAGGGGGGCAGAGCUAGACCUGAGGGGUUUAGGAUUAACAAAGUCACUGCUAAGAAGGCUGGAACUUGGGUUUCCAAGGGAAAGGGAAAAGGGAGAAAGGGUACAGGAAGGUCUAAGACACCAGGGGUUUUUGCUGAUGUUGGUGAGAUAUGUUCAGAAGAGGAGAGUGAGGAUUCUGAUUAUGAGGAAUCAGAUUCUGAACAAUAG